Molecule: messenger RNA, 4172 nt
Organism: Condylostylus longicornis
Lineage: Eukaryota; Metazoa; Arthropoda; Insecta; Diptera; Dolichopodidae
Gene: elg1
Product: enhanced level of genomic instability 1
Exons: 5
Coding region: 146-4003 (1285 amino acids)
Cellular component (GO): nucleus
Molecular function (GO): ATP hydrolysis activity; DNA binding; ATP binding
Source: RefSeq, a predicted model, not a curated record
AAUUAAUUGGAAUUUUUACAUUGAAUAUUGUAAUUUUUUUAGAAAAAUCUUAAAAAUAUAAUUUAUUUUACUUAAAAUUAGCAAAUCGGUCAACUAAAAAAAUAAUCACGUUUACAGUUUGAAAUCAAAUACGUACUUUAAUUCAAUGAAUACCAUAGUAAAUUACUUUGAGAGUCCAACUAAAAAUCAUGGGGAUGUAUCUGUAAAAAUUUCCGCAGGAAAAGAUGAAAAUGGAACCUGUAAAAGUAAUGGCAAAGUAUUGCACAUAGAUCAAAAAACGAAAAAAUCAAAAAACCAGGAAAUUGUUAAAAACAUGGAAGAGGUUUUGAAUUUAGUUAAAAAACAGCAUAGAAACAAACAUAAAAAUAAAGCUGCUGAAAAAAGAUCUAAACACCAUAAACAUCAUAAGAGUAAUUCUAAUGAAAGUGAUGAAUGUAAUAGGAAAUUAUCGCCAUCAGAUGCAGAAAAAGAAAAAAUUAAAAGAAGCAGAAAGAAGCAUAAGGGUGGAAAACCAACUAUACAGGAUAUGUUAAGUCCUACAAAGAAAGGAUGUGAAAGUUUUAAGUCCUCCAAAUCUGAAGUGAUACCGAAUGGCAAACAUAUUAAAAUGUCAGAAUUAGUAACUAAACCAGUUUCAAGCAGGUGCAGUGCCUUUGCAGAUAAAAAUGAUUUGAGCACUAAUUCAAUUAAUAGUUCAGGAGUAGUUGAAGACAAGAAAACCGUAAAUGCAUUUGAAUUUUUAAUGAGCGCCAGAAAUAAAAGUAUUGGUAGCAAUAGUCCAGGAAAAGAAUCGCCCGAAAUUAUUAACGUAGAAGUAAUUGAAAAAAGGAACGUAAAUUUAAAAAGAAAAUUAAUGCUUGAAGAAUGGGCAGAUCGCAGAGGGGGCAAAAAAAGAAAGCUUAAAGAAGCUGCAAGGGAACAGUAUAUUGAAGAAGAAAUGGACAAAAGAGCAAUAAGACUCAAAGAAAUGAUAGAAAAUCAGCCAAAAAAACGUCGUAGUUAUAAAAAAAUGGUUUCUCAAAAAUUGAAACAAAAAGAAACCAAUCAAAAUGAUCAGAAUGUACUUAAAAUAUCAAAACAUAAAAAGAAUGACGAACAAAUUUCUGAAAAUAAAUCAGAAAAGAAAGAAGAAAAUAUGAGAAGAUCUGUUCGAAAUUCAAGAAAACUAGUGGAAAUAAAUAAUGACAUUUCUUCAACAGAUGAUUUUUUAAUGAACUUAUCCUCGCCAAUAAAAGGUAGACAAGAUUUGUAUGGUUAUUUUGGAAAAACAACACCCUCGCCAACUGAAAAAACUCAAGACUUUAAAAAAAAAGAACAGAUUUCUAAAAUAAAACAAAAAUCAAAAUUUUUUAAUGAAAACUUGCAAAAUAAUGCGGCUGAUAAUGAAGUACCAAAGAGAGGUAGAAAAAAGAAAGAAAAAUUAAAGAAUGAAGUGGAUGUUGAGGAACUUCAGGAUGAAAUAUUAACCAGUACCCCGAGAAACAGUGAAAGACCGCGAAGAUCUUGCGUUGGGAAGGCCCGAUAUGAUGUCAAUGACUAUGAGUUAGAUUCUAGUUUUGAAAAAAAUAAAACGCGAAAGAAAAUUAUUACAAUAAAUAUAGAUGAUGAUACGAAUGAUGUGGUUGAUGUUGACAGUAGAAUAUGUAUAACGAAUGAUAACAAAGAAGAUUUAAUUUCUCCCCAGCCUAAAAAACUAGCUCCAUUGUUUGUAAAGGCGGUUCAAAAGACUUAUAUUGAUCCUGAAAGGUUAAAAGCACGUCAAGACUUUCUGAUGUCUGGAAUACCCGAAAAAAUGAGAAUAGAUAUUGCUAAAAUGAAACAAUUUGAACAAAAUUAUGAACUAUACAAUACGGUUUUUCCUAGAAUAAGUCAUGUACCUUCAUGGGUACAAGAUGAUGAUUCAAGUUCUAUAAAUUUGAACAAUUUAAAUAUUACUUGGAGAAUAAUUGAUGAAGAAGACGACUCUGAACUUUGUUCGUUUGAAAACAAAAAGUCUGAUAAAUGUAUUAGAAAUGUUUUACAUAUUGAAAAGGCAUCUUCGUUUCUGGAUCCACUUUCAGAAUUGAAAUCUUUAGAAAAUAAACGAAUAUUAAUCAAAGAAUGGAAAAAUCUGUACGAUAAAUUUCCCACGUACAAAUGCUAUAAUCAAUUAAGAGAAAAAUACAGAUAUUUUAGUGCAAUGGAUACUGCUAUAGAUACCCAGGAAAUAACAGAAUCUUUUAUUGUUAGUACUAGACGAAACAGGGAAAUCAAAUUGGAAUCUGAUGCAAAAAAGGACUUAUGUCUUUUAGAUAAUAUAAAACCACCCACAUCUGCGCCAAAUGGAGAAUUACUAUUUUGUGAUAAAUAUAAACCACUUGUUUCGGAACAAAUAUUAGUAAAUGUAACACCUGUUUAUCAGUUGAAAGAAUUUUUAUCCAAUUGGCAAAAUAAAAGUAAAACAGUUCGUUCUGAAGAGCUAGAUAGCUCUUUUGAUUGUACGAAUGACACAAGUAGUAACUCGGAUAUACCAAAUUGCGUUGUUUUGGUAGGACCAACUUCUUGCGGAAAAACAAAUGCUGUUUUUGCGUUAGCUAAUGAACUGAAUUUUAAUGUUUUAGAAAUAAAUGCAGGCAUGAAGCGGAGCGGAAAAAAAUUGCUUCAAAAUUUGCAAGAAGCAACACAGUCUCACCAAAUACGCAAAGAUUCAAAAAAAUCUAAUCUUCUUUUGAAAAGAUCACUUAGCGGGUUAAAAAAAAUCAAAGAUGUUUUGUCAAAUGAAAAUUCCUUAAGUUCUGAACCAGAUAGUAGCACAAAAAUGUCACUAAUUUUGGUUGAGGAUGCUGAUAUUUUAUUUGAAAAUCACGAUCAAGGCUUUGUCGAUGCUAUUUAUCAGUUGGUAGGCAUCUCAAAACGUCCAGUAGUUAUACUAGCAAAUGAUAAAAAUUGUCAACAUUUACAAAGAUUGAUCAAUCAAAAUUAUAUUGAAUUUACAAAACCGCAUAGUGUCAAUAUUUCGAAGUUUUUAACAAUACUAUCUCUAAUGGAAAACUGUCCGAUUCAUUUGGAUGACAUUGUAAGUCUCUAUUAUUUCAACAAAAUGGAUUUGAGAAAAACGAUUUUGGAAAUGCAAUUUUUUAUACAAAGCGGAGGCGAUAGAAAAGUUCAAGAAGAAAUUUGCACAAAUAAAUCUCCGGUAAAAUCCUAUUUCGCUUCUCCCAAAAAGGGAAUUGUUGAAACUGAUAACAUGAGCCAGGCCAAUAAUGGGUAUAAUACUUGUAAGGAAGAAGAUUAUAUUAAAGAAGAUGUUUCUGUCACUGAUAAAAGUAUUAAAAAGCCAUGUGAUCCAAAUGAUUUUUAUAUCCACAGGCAACUAUUUGAAUUUUUUACUGCAUCACAAAAUAUUCGCUACAAAAUACCAUUUCCAAUUAAUUUUGAUUUACUUUGGGUAAAUAUAAAUGAAGUUUAUAAAUUUUUGUAUUCUCAUAAUGAAGAAUCAAACAAAUCCGUCGAAAAGAAAAACACAAGUAUAGUAAAUUGCACUAAAAUGGAGAAAAUAGUUGAUUUUUAUGAUAGUAUAUCAUUAGCUUCAAAUGUUGAUGCAUAUAAUGGCGGUUGUGGUUUAGUUAAUUCCGUAGAACAAGAUAUUUCUCACUAUUUGGUCGAAAAAAGUAUUGAUUAUUUGAUACAAACUGACGAGCUAUCUUAUAAUUUAUUUGAUGAAAAACCUAAGCCGGUUGAAAAUAUACUGUCACAUAUUUCACCAGGAAAUCAACGUAGCAAAAGAUCAAUAGCACUAGAUUUUGAACCUAUGUUACGUUCAAUAUGCCGUAGUGAAAAAUCGAAAUCAAAUCAAAAGCGAGUUGGUACAAGAUACUAUCAUUAUUUAAGGAAUAUUGCAUUUAAUUUGAAUUCGUUUUCAUUGCAACUUUUUGAUGAUGUUUGUCCAAUUUUUGUUGAUGAUCAAGAAAAAUUUAUUGAAUACAAACCAAUUGAAAAUAAUAACAAAGAUUGGUUGAAUUAAAUUGUUCAAAAAGAUGUAAGGCCGGUCAUAGUAUUUUAUAAAAGUAAAUUUUUGUUGAUUAUAAUUCUAUAAUAAAAACACAUAAAUUUUAAAAGUCAUUCAUUAUAUUAAAGUAAAAUUUCUAUUUGAAUAUACUGUUAAAUAAAUAUUAAUUAAUGUUAAGUUGUGC